Messenger RNA from Rhineura floridana, 6251 nucleotides. It is a transcript of the gene SNTB2, whose product is annotated as syntrophin beta 2. The transcript has 7 exons. Lineage: Eukaryota; Metazoa; Chordata; Lepidosauria; Squamata; Rhineuridae. Gene Ontology annotation, molecular function: protein binding; structural molecule activity. The coding region runs from base 90 to 1760 and encodes 556 amino acids. Gene Ontology annotation, cellular component: intracellular anatomical structure; synapse; dystrophin-associated glycoprotein complex. The record is from RefSeq and is a predicted model, not a curated record.
AUAGGGGGCGGGCGGCAAGCGCGCGCGGCCCAUUCUGUUCCCUGCUGCUUUUCCAGCGGCUGCUGCUCCGGAGUGACUCCGGUUCGGCCAUGGCUGUGUGGACGCGCGCCUGCAAGGCGGGGCUGGUGGAGGUGCUGGUGCGCGAGCGCUGGGUGCGGGCGCUGGCCGAGCUGAGCGGGGAGGCGCUGGCGCUCAGCUCCGACGCGGAGCCCGUCAACGGGCUGCCCAACGGCACCGAGUGGGGAAGCCCUGUCGCCGCUGCCGCCUCCAGAGCGCGGAGCCCAGCGGGCAGCCCGGGCGGCCGGAGCGCGGCAGGCGGGACCGGCAGCCCGGAGAUGCCCCACUUGGCAGCAGCCGGCCACCCGCCUUCUCCCGGGCGGCCCUUCUCCCCUCCGCCGGCGAUGCCCGGCGGCGGUGGCGGCUCGUCGUGUUCCUCACCUCGCGACGCGGCCCCGGGCUCCCCUCCGAGCGGGGUGCGCCGCGUGCGGGUGGUGAAGGCGGAGGCGGGCGGGCUGGGCAUCAGCAUCAAGGGCGGCCGCGAGAACCGCAUGCCCGUCCUCAUCUCGCGCAUCUUUCCGGGGCUGGCGGCCGAGCGCUGCGGCGCCCUCCGCCUGGGCGACGCCAUACUCUCCGUCAACGGCAUCGACCUCCGGGACGCCACCCACGACCAGGCCGUGCAGGCGCUCAAGCGGGCCGGCAGAGAGGUCCUCCUCGAAGUGAAGCACAUGCGGGAAGCCACUCCUUACAUCAAGAAGCUGUCGCUUGUGUCAGACCUGCCUUGGGACGGGGUAGCUCCUCAGUCGCCCAGCCUUAGUGGCAGCGAAGAUUCCGGCUCCCCAAAGCACCACAGCCCUGCCAAGGACCGUAAGGUGAUCCCCUUGAAGAUGUGUUACGUUGCGAGGAACCUGUGCAUGCCAGAUCUGGAGAACAGGCUGAUAGAGCUGCACUCGCCUGACAGCCGGAACACCCUCAUCCUCCGCUGCAAGGACACAGCCACGGCACACUCCUGGUUCAUGGCAAUCCACACCAACAUCACGGCGCUCCUCCCGCACGUCCUGGCUGAGCUCAAUGCCAUGCUGGCUGCCGGCAACACUCCAGGGAGCGGCAGGGAAGUCAAGCACGUUGCGUGGCUGGCGGAGCAGGCCCGGCUGGACGGAGGCCGACAGCAGUGGUGCCCAGCCCUCUUGGCCAUGACGGAGAAGGACUUGCUGCUCUAUGACAGCAUGCCAUGGACAAGAGAUGCCUGGGCAUCCCCCUGCCACAGCUACCCGCUUGUGGCCACCAGGCUGGUGCACUCUGGCUCAGGCCAUAGAUCGCCCUGCAUGGGAUCAGACCUCACGUUUGCCACGCGGACGGGCUGCCGCCAGGGCAUUGCAAUGCACAUCUUCCGCGUCGAGACCCACCGGGACCUCUCUUCCUGGACCAGAAUCCUGGUGCAAGGCUGCCAUGCCGCUGCAGAGCUGGUCAAGGAGGUCUCUUUAGGAUGUGUCUUGAACGGCCAAGAGGUCCGCCUCAUGAUCCACUAUGAAAAUGGCUUCGCUGUUUCCAGGGAAGAGGCAGGCUCUCCCAGCGUCCUUUAUCGAUACCCUUUUGAGAGGCUGAAAAUGUCUGCGGAUGACGGCAUCAGGAACCUCUACUUGGAUUUUGGGGGUCCGGAGGGGGAGUUGUCACUGGAGCUGCACUCCUGCCCCAAGCCCAUCGUUUUUGUGCUGCACACAUUCUUGUCCGCCAAAGUGACUCGCCUGGGGCUGCUGGUGUAGGAGCCGAGGGCCGCCAGAGGUCACCAGGCAGUGGUGAUGGCGCGGCAGCAGCCGGAGCACAGAAGGAGCGGCACAAAAGACCCGCCUCAGAGAUCUCCUCUGGCAUCGGUGCCUUGACCAGGACUUGUGAUUGGCAGCUGCGUUGCGGACACAAGGCCGUGGAAGAGCUUUGGCUGAACACUGCGGCUCUUGCAGGGACUGCCUUCCCGGGGUGAAGCAGCUGAAGGAGGGAGAGGUGGCCGUGGGGGUAGGAUGAAGGGGAAUACAGCAGCCAGGGAGGCUGCAUGAGCAUUCCCCCUGCCUGCCUGCCUGGAGUUCAGCACUGCUCUGAAAACCCCACAGUCAUCUUGGCAGCUGGCAGUUGUGGAUCAUGCCCCACAGGGAGGUGGGAGGUGACCCUGCCUGGCCAAUAGAGCAGCUCUUCACCUGGGGUAUCAUGAAGCCAUUUCUCUCAUAUCACUUAUACCAAGUGUGCCUUUUGGUGGAGGAAGGAAGAAGGGGGCAGGCACCAACAGUCAUGGCGGCAGGGAGACCAGCUAAACGCUGGGCUGUGUGCCUGGCUCUGCUGUGCUGGAAGUGCUGUAUGUCAGGCCGCGGGGGGGCUGCACCCUCUGCAGGCAGGUCUCGGGAGAGGGGCUGGCCUGGCAGUUGUGCAAGGAGGAGUGCAGGGCCACAAGACUCUCCCUUUUUAUUAUAAUUCUCAAGGAGGGGCUUAACUUAGUUCUGGGUUCCUGGCUCAGGUCAAACAGUGACAUUUUGGGGUGAACUGAGAGCACUGUGUUCCUUCAGCGGGGGCGGGGGGCAUGAGAACCCUUCUUGCCCGCAAUGCAUGCAAAUUGCAACCAAGGCUUGGGUGCUGUGAUCUCUGGAAAACUCUGUGCUUUGGCGCGGGAAAGAGCUGACCUCCAGAGGGGAAGGUGCAGCACAGGUGUUGAAACCAAAGCUGAGCAAAGAGGCCUGUCGGGAGGGCUCCCGUCUCAGCCUUUUUAGGGUCCUGAGUUCACUUGAUGUUUCAGGGGUGGAAUGUCUUAAACAAGCAGCCGUGGUGCUCAGGCCUGACUGCAAAACCUCUGGCAGGGCUGCCUUAUCACUUACUUUCUCAGGAAUACUUCCUGGGGAACUGAGAUGCCAUCUACGGAGCAGCCUUUUAACCAAUAGGAUUGUGAGGGCCUGCUCUCUAGAGGUAAGCUGUACUGGCAUCCUUUCCCACUCCGCUGAGAGGGCAGCGUCUGCACAGCAUACCUAAGUGGGUUUAAACCCCACGGCUGCCUCUUGGAACCACAAGAAUUCUAGGACUGUGAUGGGGUGGGGGUCCCCUAAGCGUUCUGCAUUCCCCAGAGGGAAUGUUCAUACAUCAAGGGUGGGGGAGUCCGUGACUUUCUAGAGCAGCCUUUCCAACCUUUGGGUGCCCAGAUGAUGUUGGACUACAACUCCCAUCAGCCCCAGCCAGCGUGGCUAAUGGUCAGAAAUAAUGGUAAUUGUAGUCCAGUAACAUCUGAAGACCCAAACGUUGGGAAAGGCUGUUCUAGAGCACAGCAGUACAGGUUGGAGGCAGAAGGUGCAAAUGUGUGUGUGUGGGAUAUUGGGGGCAGUCAGAGCUGCUCCUUCCAGCUCAGGGCUAGGGCCAUGCUGGCAGGGGCUAGUGUGGGGCACAGGUUCCCCACCUCUGGUCUAUACCAUGCAAGGCUGGGUCUGGAGGCCCUCCUUGGCACCCUCCCCACCCUCCCCUCAGUGUGUUUGCCUCAGAGCUGAAGACCUUUUUAGCUAAGUUCUGGUAGCGUGCUGUCUUCCGGGUGUUGAUGGACUCCAUCUCCCAUCAAUCCCAGCCACCAUAGCCAAUGGCAAGGCAUGAUGGGAGCUGCAGUCUACCAACCCUGGCUUAAAGUGAGAGUCCCUUUUCCCCUCCUGCCUCUCCACCCCACGUUUUUCUCUCGGGGUAGAGGGUUUUGGAGAAGGGCACUUCAUGACGUUUUGAAACGGAGCAUCAUAGCCUUUAAAAAGGAAGCCCUGUUCAGACCCCAUUUGUGGUUUGCCAGAUUCCACCAGGCAGUGGUCACACACAAGCUGUGCUUUGCUAUCACAAGGGCCAGCAACUUCAUUUUUUAAAUUGGUGGAAUCACAAAACACGCCUGCUUGUGGGAGUGAGGAAGAGGAGAAGUGUUAGGACAGAGGUGUAGGGGAGGGCAAAGGAGUGUUCUUUGGAUCCUUCACCAAGUGGGACUGAGCUGAAACCUUGCUGUGACUGCCUAGGAGUUCAGAGUGGUCAUUUGCUCUAUUUGAUAACACAGCAGCCUUUUACCAAAGUCCUGGACAGUGGGGGGUGGGGGAGAGUGGAAAGGAAAGUCCUCUUUCCCUGUUCCUGAGGAUUCCUGGGGCUUUUGGAGACAGGAGGGGGCAGAGACUUCCUGUGCUCCAAAAAGAGCUCUCUUAGCCAUGGGGGGAGGCAGCAGAGGGAUGUCCCAAAGGCACAAGGCAUGCUUGGUGCAUCGUAUGACCACGGACCAAAUUUUGCAAAGAGGAGGGGCCAGCUGUGUUUGACCAGCUGGUUCUUUUGAGAAGGUGAGGCAGCUGGGGGAUGGAGGUAGCAUCCUCAGGUUUGGGAGUAGCCGAGGGGGGAGUAAUUGGGGAAGAGUAAAUGAUAACAGUAAGGGUGUGUGUUGGGGGGGGGUCUCUUGUAUAAAGAGUGCUUAGUCACAGCAGGGCAGCUUCUGCAACCAAACGUCCUGAGUCCCAACUGAAUAUAUAGCAUAGAGUGGUGAACUUGGCUUUUUAGUAGAAUGUGGCAAGAUGCGCUGUGGCCCGGUGGUAAAAGGAAAGAGGCAAAGGAAAGUGGUCUAGCAUUACAAGGGGGGUUUGGAGACUGCAGGGGCUAUAAGCAAGGACUAGAAUCCCUGUCUAAGGCCUCUGCCCCUUUCUUCUACACACCUUCAGGUGUCUCAAGGCUUGAAACUUCUUAAUGGAGCUUUAUAAUUAAGCAGGCAUCUGUUCUAAUGUGGUCCCACAGAACGGUGGAAAUAGUGCAUAUAUUUAUGUAUGCAUGCUUUAUCAGUGGAGGACGUGGUCCGUGCCAGCUUCAGCAUUGCACAAGUGUUGCGUUUGAAAACCCAGAAGAGUUCAGCUCUGCUCUGUCACCCUUUCUGUUCGCUGAAGGAUAAUUGCAAGCGAGAGCUGGGUCACUUGUAAGGCUCCUUCUCUGUGGUGGUGUAAGCAGCAAAACAGUUGAGAGACAGUUAUUGCCCAUGCAUGUAAAAGGUGUACUUUGACCUUCCAAAACACACUUGAGCUUUUCAGGCUUCCCAUUCAGUGUGAUUCUGGUGGUUGCCAAUGGCUAGCACUUGUGCAUUGUACAAACACCAGCAGAGCAACUGUUGUGACACACAGGACCAGGCACUGCUUUGUGUGUUUUGACUUCUCAGACAAGAGUUGCAUAUUCUGGCUGGCCUUAGUAGAACUCUUUUAAAUAGUGCUUGGGGAUCACAGUGAUGGGGGACCACCUUACUGCAAAACAAGAUGGGCUUUCAAAAAUAAAAUGAUUAAAAGCCCAGAUAACUAUGGCUUGCAGUUUGGUAGUCAGGUUCCCACUCUGAACACUUUAAUAGAACUUUCCCUCAAAGUUGUGUAACAUUCAGAUUUUUCCACAGGUAUGUGGGGGGGGGGACAUGCUAGCUUGUUCAAUGGUUUUGACCCUGAACAGUGAGCAAUAGAGAUGCCUGGCCCAUCUAGCCUUUGCCUUUGUUGCCUGGCCUGUCUUCGCUGUGCAGCCCAUUAGCCUUGGAGCAGGGAACACACUGUCCCAUUCUCCGUGGAGUUGCAUCCCGGUGAUUCUUGCAAGAUUAAUGUUUUCAGUUAACAAUUUAUUUCCCCAACCAUCAACAAUCCCAUGUACUGUCUGGUUUCCUUAGUUCUCUAGCUGGGAUUUCCCAGUUGCUAUUAGACAUGAGUCAGGAGUUUACAACUUGGGUAAAUGCAACUUAAAGGCCCAAAGUGCCAAAGAUGAGACUUUUUGAAGAAAUAUGCACAGAAACCACUACAAAAUAAAUGUGUUUAUCUUGUGUAAGCUCUGUGUGUGUGUGUGUGUGUGCGUGUGUGUGUGUGUGUGCGUGCGCCCACACACGCUCUAACCUUGAAUAUUCAAGCACAGUCAGUAAUACUGCCACAAUCAACCUAAAAUGUACAACCAACUUUAUUUUUGUAUUCUUUGUAAAUGGUAUUUGUACAAGAACAAUGUCUUUUUUCUGAGGUUUUUAAUCUUAAAUGUUGGAGUCCCCAGGUUACCAAAUCCACAUAAAUCAGGCUGUGAUAUUUGGACAGUUUAUGGUCUUCACAAGCAAAGGAAUAGUGCAUGUGCUCUCUAGCAAAUACAUGGACACUCUCCAGCCUUUGAGCUGCAGGUUAACUGUGUAGUAUAGUACAUUACAAUGGAAAGGUGACUAAGGGUGAGUGUCACCUUUGUGUUGUGUAUAAUAAAGGUGUAAAUGCUUUUAGUCUUAA